Onychomys torridus (southern grasshopper mouse) is the source of this 2487-nucleotide messenger RNA. RefSeq names its product transmembrane protein 116 (gene Tmem116). Gene Ontology annotation, biological process: adenylate cyclase-activating G protein-coupled receptor signaling pathway. Gene Ontology annotation, molecular function: G protein-coupled receptor activity. The transcript has 10 exons. The record is from RefSeq and is a predicted model, not a curated record. Bases 316 to 1053 code for a protein of 245 amino acids. Lineage: Eukaryota; Metazoa; Chordata; Mammalia; Rodentia; Cricetidae. Gene Ontology annotation, cellular component: plasma membrane.
CCCGCCGCCGCGUUCUCGCGUGAGCAGAGGCGCGAAGCGAAGCGAAGCUUCCGCGCUUUGGAAGAGGACGAGGCGGGUGUCCCUGCCUUCCCGGCGCCCGGCCGUCGUGCUGCCUGUUGGGACCCGCCCCCUCCCUCGUUUUUUCCUGCAAUACAGUGGAUACAAUUUGCCACGGCUACUCUCAGUGUUAUAGGUUCGAGUUCGCUUAUCACUUACGCUGUGUUCCAGAACCCACACACGUCUGCAGAGAUACUGUACCUUGCCUCACUCCUCUACACCAUCAGUUACAUCUGGUAUCUGCACACAGAGCUGAGGAUGAAACGCAGCCCGAAUGGGCAGAGCACAGCUGCACAGGUGAUAGAUCAUACUCACCAAGGUGGUCACGUGGUGUUCAUUUUGUCAAGCCUGAUACCUCUGCUGUUGAUGACACCUGUAUUCUGUCUGGGCAAUGUCAAUGAAUGUUUCUACAACUUUAGCCAGAGCCACAGGUGCAUCCUAAUGUACUCACCGCCGUCAGCCAUGAUUGAACCCCUGCCUUCCACCAACAUAUCUGUCUGCAGCACACUCUAUUUUUAUGGUGCCACUGUUUUCCUGGCCAGCUUUUUCUUCAGCCUCGUCAUCAUCACGGUCCUACUCAUCCAUGCCCAGACAUUGUAUAAGAAGUUUGUGAAGUCGACAGGCAUUCUGGAGUGUGAUCAGUGGGCAGUAAUUUACACUGUGGGUCAACGAGUACGCUUCUUCCCAGUAGCCUUUGUGUGCUGCUGGGGCCCAGCUGUCACACUGCUGAUCAUAAAGCUGAUCAAGCCACAGGAUUCCUCACUGCACAUGGCCCUCUCUGUACUCCAGGCUCUCACGGCGGCAUCCCAGGGUCUGCUCAACUGUUGCAUAUAUGGCUGGACACAGUGCAAGUUCCAGCGGCUAAAGCGUGAGCCUCGCCGUGACGCAGACACUCAGACUCCACUGCUGUGCUCACAGAAGAGGAUCUACAGCAGGAGCCCAGACCCACUGGCAUCUUCUCUUGAUUUUGCUUCCAGAUCAUCCACCAUUCUUUGAAACUGUGGAACUGGAACAUCCAGAGAGUGAAUGUUGAUGUGAGUGAGCUCUGCAGGUCUGCAGGGAGCACCUCUGUCUCUUCUGGCCAUACCCCAAGCUGAAGAACUGAGAGGGACUGGAACGCUGUGGUCAGCAGCAAUUCUGGGUGAAUUAGCAAGGAUCUCUCCAGGUACUCGUUCAGGAGGUAUAGCCGCUUUCUAUCUAAGAGACUCAUUACUUUGACAAAUACUAGACGUAUUUACGUCUCUUCAAGAAAAAAUAAAUUUCAGGUUCACACAUAUGUGUGUCGUUGGCAAGCUCUGCUUCAUGAAAGCAGGGGAGGUAGGAUGCCAUGCAGCAACUUGCAGGUGUGCAGUUGGGGCUUUCGCAAUGAGGUUGCAUGGAGGCCUGAGAAUUCUCACCCAGCCAGUUGCUCUGCCAGAUAUAUCUUUUUUUUUUUGUUGUUUAAUAUUCUUAGUGUUUAAUAUAACAGUUUUUAUAUAGAAUUUUUGUAAAACUUUACUUAAAAAUAUAAGUAGAUUUGGUGGCUGUAUUCAUCUGAAGUAUUUAUUUCUGGCUGAGCAAAGUUUCCUUAGUGACCAUUACAGGCAUGGUAGCAAAUCCUAUGUCCUGUGCAUGGUGAGAGGGAUUGAUCACAGUUGCUGUGCCAAGCACAGAGGUCCCAUAAUUAGAGCCAAGGCUCCCAGGACAGUGGCAGCAGUCACCACAGCUCAGCCAGCCCCAGGCUCUUAGUGUUCCCAACAGCAUUGUUCCUUGAGCUCUACCAAGCCCAAAGCUGCUCUCUUUCUCCACAGCACCAACUGUAGUUCAGCACCUAGACAGUCUCCUAGGAUUUCUAUCAUAGACAUCCUGGUAGUGAUGUAUUUCUGGGCAGCAGUGAGACCAGAAGGUCUCCAGGGUUUAGAUCAGAAGGAACAGGCUUACAUGGUGAACAGUAGUGACCUAAAGUGGGUUCCCUGAGCACAUCUACCAGUCCUUGCCCUGUGGGUCAAGAAUUCUGCCCUGGGAAGUGGUAGAGAUGUACCAGCAGACGGCAUGGAACAGAACCCAGAAGAAGCCCUGUACUUGGACUUGUGGGUUGUUGUCAUCCAGGCUGUAAUAGCUGAAGACAAAACAGAAGGCAUGUCUAUGUAUAAGAACAUAGUUUAAAUAACUAUAGAGAUACUAAUACGCCAUGGAACACUAGUAAUAAAGAAUUAUUUAAGGCAAAAAACAUUGAGAUUUAAGACUUAGUGAGUUGCCCACUUUAGAAUGCACACUUUUACAACACUGGGUCUCAUCCUAUGGGUUCCUCAGAUUCUGGAUGCUCCUCCCUUUAACAAAGUGAUGUCUUCAUUUCUCUUGCUCACCGUGUCCUGUCUCCACUUCUGUAUUGGCUAUCGGUAUCUGAACCCUUGUUCUGGAAAUCUCUGUGAACCUACUUCCGCAUUUUCC